This is a messenger RNA of Rhopalosiphum maidis (corn leaf aphid), 819 nucleotides long. RefSeq lists its product as uncharacterized. Bases 168 to 686 code for a protein of 172 amino acids. NCBI's taxonomy places the organism in Eukaryota, Metazoa, Arthropoda, Insecta, Hemiptera, Aphididae. The record is from RefSeq and is a predicted model, not a curated record. The transcript has 3 exons.
GUAUUUAGUACUAUUAAUUAGUUUUUCAUGGCUUAUGUUUCAUAAAUCGCAAUCAAUUUCAUAUUAAUACACAUCAUACAAAUAAAUAUUUAGUAUUUAUUUACAAUAAUUAUUUAUAAAUGUGAAUAAACUAGGAUUGAAAAACAACAAGCUAUCAAUAGAAUAAAAUGUCUGAUAAUGAAAAUCCUACUCCAUCACCGACUUUAUGUAAGCCAACAAGUACGACUAACAAAAUGUAUACACCUUGUCGUAGAGUAGGACUCAAGAGGAGAUCUAUAGGUAUACUAACCCCCAAAACUAUUUCGAAGAAAAUAAAAUUUAUUGACGAAACAUCAAAAUCUACCGAAUUUGCUGAAAAUGCAAACACAUUAAGUAUUAAAGCUAAAGACAAAUCAACUUCAAAAUUGGAGUAUGAAGAUGAGACAAUAUCAAAUGUAUCAGAGAAACGUCGUGUUAUAGAAGAACUCAAGUCUGAACUAAAAAAUAGUGAACAGCAUAAUUUAGAACAAAUAAAAAAGUUAUCAAAAAAAUGGUUAAAUGUUUGUCAAGAGGCGUUAACAUCACUAUUCAAUAAAUUAAAUGAAAAUGAAAAUUCCAAUUUACAAACAAUAGAAGAUUUAAUUAAAAAUUUAGGUAUUUGUCCUGAUUUAAUUCAAUUUGAUUCAAAUAGUCAAGAAUUUUACUAAAAAUAAUAUAAAUACUAUGGGUACAAACAUACAAUCUAAGUGUUAUUUACUUAUUUAAUUUUAAUUACUCAAUCAUUAACAAUAAAACAAUAUUAUUUUGAAGUAUUAAUGAAUAUUUUAAUUUCUUUUCCUU